AUGACAACUUGUUGGCCGCGUUGUCGACAGACGGGCUGUCCAUGCGAUGGGGCUAGAGACGGGAGCACCCUAUUUUGGAUGGAGCGCGUCUGGGUCGGUAGGGCUGGUCUUAUCGCGACGCCGAACGAGGCCUUCGGGAGGAGGACAUUCAAGCCUGAGGCGCCCCAGCAAGGGCUUGCAAAACUGUACCUUGGCGGCACGAAUCACGCCCUGCAGCCCUCCUUUUGUUGGCCCCGAAGUCCUGUUCCCAUGGGCUGGCAGACUAUGUAG
Protopolystoma xenopodis is the source of this 270-nucleotide messenger RNA. The record is from the annotation of a GenBank genome assembly. Lineage: Eukaryota; Metazoa; Platyhelminthes; Monogenea; Polystomatidea; Polystomatidae.